Messenger RNA from Rosa rugosa (rugosa rose), 1539 nucleotides. RefSeq lists its product as uncharacterized. Lineage: Eukaryota; Viridiplantae; Streptophyta; Magnoliopsida; Rosales; Rosaceae. The record is from RefSeq and is a predicted model, not a curated record. The coding region runs from base 115 to 1158 and encodes 347 amino acids. The transcript has 2 exons.
GAAAAACUCAACGGCGCGUACUUCUACGCUACAACUGAAAAGGCCACAGCAAGUUCUGAGAGCUCAGAAAUCUGAAAGCUUCGUUCCAGAACUGGAUCUAAAGCUAUUACAAUAAUGUGGAAUCGUGGAAACAAAUCGAAGGCAUAUAAUGGGCCUCAGAACCGUUUCGUUGCAUUUCUGGUUGUGUCUGUGACAUUAGUUACUCUUGUUUUCAUAAUGUUGUUUCACAACACUGAUCAAAAGCCAAGUUCAGUACUGGGACUUCGGAUGGAAAAGUGGAAUAGCUUUGAGUCAUUGGUGCAACUAUCUCCGACCGUAGAUUUCCGGAAUGGAACAGAUGUAAUAUGGCAAAUACCAGAUUCACCUAAAGCAGUCCUCUUUCUAGCUCAUGGUUGUGAUGGUAGAGCUGCUAACUUUUGGGACAAGUCCUCUACCUGCCCAAACUGCGUUGGUUUGCCAGAAGAAAGACUAAUUGCUCUUCACGCUCUUGCUCGAAAGUUUGCUGUUCUUACCAUAUCAAGUAAAGAGAGAUGCUGGACUUUUGGGAAGGAAAUAGUUAUUGUUAAGGAUAUUCUAACAUGGUUGGUUAAGAAAAACAAGCUUGAAAAACUUCCUCUUGUGGCUUUGGGUGCCUCUUCUGGGGGAUACUUUGUCUCUGUGCUUGCCACUGAGUUGAAGUUCAGUAGUAUUACACUUAUGAUUGCUGAAGGGAUGUUUGAUCAUAUAGAUAUAAAGGAGAACUAUCCGCCUACCCUAUUUGUGCACAUGCCUAAAGAUCUAUUUAGGCAGAAAAAGAUAGCUGACUAUAUGGAAGUUUUGAAAAAUAAUGGUGUUGAUGUUGAAGAGAUCGAGUGCAUGGAGUUUCCCUUGUCACCACAUCUCUUAGCCAAUAGAAUCCCAGGUCUUGAUCAGUCUGUUUCUGCUAAGCUCUUUGAUCUCUUCCGCCAUGAGGGGUUUAUUGAUGAGAAUGGAUAUAUGAAGAAUGAUGGCCGCAGAACGCAUUGGAAAGAGGCUGUGAGAAAGAGUAAUAUCAUUUUUCCAGACAAGCAGCUAGCCCAUUACAUUCAGGAGGAGUUAAAUCUUGCAUUCGCGGUCCAUGAAAUGACAAGCUUACACUCUGACAGGAUCUUCAAAUGGUUUGAAUCUCAUAUGAGGUGACUGAUUGUCAAAUUUUCUUGUCCUCUGCCUUGACCAGUUUUGUGGAUUGGCCAGAAUCUGCAGUAAAUGACAUGUACGACUUAUUUCUAACUCUUCGUUCAAGGUGGGAAGGGACUUGAAACAACAACUCAUUUAAGUUUUCUAUUGGAUCAAUUAGCAAUGAAUUCUGGCUUGAAGAAAAAGGUGCCUUGCAGCAGCUGAUGUAGCUCAUCAAGCUUGAAAGGUCACAUACUGAAGACUAUGCCAUGGAUAUACAUCUGGUUUAGGUAAAUUUGACUGUCCUUGAAAAGAAGAACAAUAUCAUGUGCAAAUGAAUUUUUCUCCUCUCUUUACAUGAAGUGGAAGGAAGAAAGAUAUAAAAAAGUGGUUUCCUGUUCAAUA